AUGGACGCUGCCAUAGAUCUCAACAACAUGAACGCAGCCAACACGACCGACGUUCUUUCCCAGCACGUCCAGGAAGAAGGACAUGGAGGUCCCACUCGUCCAUUCGAGCUCAUAGCCCGCACCGACUGGAUGAGAUUAAUGUACCACACAACCUCUCAACGCGGACCGACACCCCCAAGCAGGGAAUAUCUUUUACCGCGGGUAGACAACAUUGAUGAAUUCAUGGAGUGGCGGGAAAGUUUUGUUCAACGAACCAUAUACUUCGACAAUUGGUUUCUUCAAUUCAUUUACAGCAUCUUUGACUUCUUCCGCCUCCAAUAUCGCAUCUUGGUCACUCAUUGGAGUGAAUACUCAAGAUGGGAGAAAGAGCGUAUCAAGAAUCCUUGGGGAAAUUGGGAGGGUCAGAUUGGAUUUCAAGACGAUUCCCCUGACCCUAAAUGGAGGGCUAAACUUGUCGUGGAAGUGAAGGAUAUAAACGGGAUGGAUAUGGGACUCACAAUCGAUACGUCUGUGGGCUCUGCCCACAACCGACCAACCUCCACCCCUUCGACCGACCACCCCCCCGUCUUCUCUCCCGCUCAGCCUCCCUCUUCCAGCACCAGUGUUGGGGCUCCCGUCCUCAUCAUCCACGUCCACCGCCCCGCCUCCCUCCGCGACACCCUCCGCCAGUGGCUUCGGCCUUUCCUCGCCUUCCUCCCCCCUUUCGUAUCCGUCGUGGUAUACCGACAACUCCUGGACUAG
Colletotrichum costaricense is the source of this 741-nucleotide messenger RNA. RefSeq lists its product as uncharacterized. The transcript is spliced from 2 exons. The coding region runs from base 1 to 741 and encodes 246 amino acids. NCBI's taxonomy places the organism in Eukaryota, Fungi, Ascomycota, Sordariomycetes, Glomerellales, Glomerellaceae. The record is from RefSeq and is a predicted model, not a curated record.